Molecule: messenger RNA, 675 nt
Organism: Tachysurus vachellii
Lineage: Eukaryota; Metazoa; Chordata; Actinopteri; Siluriformes; Bagridae
Product: ABC-type oligopeptide transporter ABCB9-like
Exons: 4
Biological process (GO): transmembrane transport
Molecular function (GO): ATPase-coupled transmembrane transporter activity; ATP binding; ATP hydrolysis activity
Source: RefSeq, a predicted model, not a curated record
UACCAGCCACAGCAUGGACACAUCCUGCUAGAUGGACAGCCUCUGCAGAACUACCAGCACAAAUACCUGCACAACAAGCUUGUUGCUGUGGGUCAGGAGCCUGUUCUCUUCUCCGGCACCAUACGAGACAAUAUAUCUUACGGAUUACCAGACUGUUCACUCGCGAAAAUAGAGGAAGCAGCACGCAAAGCCAAUGCACAUGAAUUCAUCUGCCAGUUUCAGAAAGGUUAUGACACAGAUGUUGGAGAACGAGGAAGUCUUCUUGGUAGCAGUCAGAAGCAGCGCAUUGCGAUUGCUAGAGCACUAAUAAGACAGCCACAGGUUAUAUUACUGGAUGAGAUCACAAGCUUUCUGGAUCCUAAGAGUGAACAAAUGGUCCAACAAGCCCUGGCCAACUGCCCCAAUCAGACCUUACUGGUGAUUGCACACAGACUGAAGACCAUUGAGAAGGCAGACCAGAUUAUUGUGAUUGACCAGGGGAUGAUUGUGGAGCAAGGCAGCCACCAGGAACUCAUGGAGAAGAAGGGACAUUACUACAAACUGAAAGAAAAACUCUUUACUGAAUAUAACAGUAACAGUUAAUGUGAAACAUGUUUCAUUAAUGUGAAAUAAAGUCUAAUAUUAAACCUGGAGGCAUGGACACUUCAGCAGUAUACAGUACAACUGUAAUCAUAA